AGAUGAGUAAGGAUGAGGAGAAGCAAAGUACAGAUAGUCAAUCAUGGCCACAAGCUACAAAUUACGAUUUUACAUCAUUACCGCGGGAGAUAUCUUCCUUACCUGGGAACCGUCUAUCCGGCAAUGAAGACAACUUUUUCAGGAGUGCAAAGUGGUGCUCUGACGGGUCGGCCAUCUUGACAACUGCUGAAGAUCGAACCGUACGGAUCAUACCCACUCCCGGAGAAGAAAGGAUCCUAGGCGAGAUAAAACACAUCCCUCAACCUGAUGCCGUGUUGGGUGCGAUAUGGUACCCCUCAGCUUCUUCUCUCACACCGGAGACAUAUUGUUUCACGGUUUCCGUUCGAGACACACCAGUUCGGUUGGUGGAUGCUACAACGGGAUUGGUAAGAGCGAGUUAUCCCAUUGUGGAUCAUCGAGAACAAUUCGUGGGACCUCACUCUAUGGCUUUUAAUACCUCGGCGACAAAAUUAUAUUGCGGUUUUCAAAACGCCAUAGAAGUGUUCGACGUCGCUAUGCCAGGAUACGAUACUUCCGACCGGAUCAAGACCAGCUUCAAUAAGAAAGACCCUGGCGCUCAGAGGGGUAUCAUCUCCGCUCUUGGGUUCAGCUACGAUUAUUCAGGUGUAUAUUCCGCUGGAUCAUACGAUGGGACAGUAUCGAUAUAUGACGAAGAUGUUAAUACUCCUGUUUUACAUUUAGAAGGUGUUGAAGGUGGUGGAGUGACUCAAACAACAUUCCAUCCUCUUUCUUCUCAAAUACUAUUCGUAGCUUCACGCAGAUCAACCGCCAUACAAAUAUUUGAUCUUCGGAAUCCUCUAAAACCAAUCUUAUCACUCCCCCGAAUGGGAAAUACCAACCAACGUCUUAAUUUCGAUGUCGAUCCUUGGGGUAGGUAUUUGAUAGCUGGUGAUGAAAAUGGGUUUGUCAAAGUUUGGGAUAUUUCUCAAGGUGGGAAUGAAGUGACUCUAUUCGAAGAGAAAUUACAUGAUGCUCCAAUCCCUUCAACACAAUUACAUCCUUUCUUCCCUCGUCUUCUCACUAUCUCAGGUACCAGACGUUGUCCAACUUCCACUUCUUUCCCCUCAACCUCAACCUUAAAUUCAACCAACUCCGACUCCGACUCCGACUCCGAUUCCGACUUACCCGACUCCGACUCACCCGACUCUUCUCAUUAUAUUUCCGACUCCGACUCCGACUCGGACUCUGACUCUGACUCUGGUUCGGACCGCAAUUCGAACUACAAGACAAAAUCAAAAUCAAGACCAAACCCAACCUUCCACUCUAUAUCCGAAAUAGAUUCCCUUUCAUCCGAUCCUAUACGUUCAACCCACUCCCCGGUCAAAUCUCUCAACAGGUUGUAUCAACCUUCAACCAAGCAUGACUCUCUCCCUAAAGAAACGAUGAUCACCAACCCGGACAAUGAGACCAGCUCAUCGGACUUGUUACAUGGUACCAGGAGUCACACCGUGGAUUUACAAAGUGAUGGUGUCGACUAUGGACACAAAGGGGUAAACGCACGGAUGGAGAAGAAAAGAAGAGAUAAUGUCAGAUUGAAAAUUUGGUCUUUGGACUCUCAAUGUUGAUGAAUCCUCUUUACAUUUAAUCCAAAUCCAUUUAUUCAUGUCAAAGGUAAAAUCUGUCUAGGUAGAACCUGUCUAGGUAGAACCUGUCUAGGUAGAACCUGUCUAGGUAAAAUCUGUCAGGUCAUUUCAAUCAUCUUUUCUAUACCCUGACCACUUUCAAAGUCAGGAUCGGUCGGGAUUAUGAAUAUGAAAUUCUUCUUUCCAUCGU
Molecule: messenger RNA, 1794 nt
Organism: Tremella mesenterica DSM 1558
Lineage: Eukaryota; Fungi; Basidiomycota; Tremellomycetes; Tremellales; Tremellaceae
Exons: 8
Molecular function (GO): protein binding
Source: RefSeq, a predicted model, not a curated record